This is a messenger RNA of Aplysia californica (California sea hare), 4161 nucleotides long. RefSeq names its product PCNA-associated factor. Gene Ontology annotation, cellular component: nucleus. Bases 394 to 708 code for a protein of 104 amino acids. The transcript is spliced from 5 exons. The record is from RefSeq and is a predicted model, not a curated record. Gene Ontology annotation, molecular function: chromatin binding. Lineage: Eukaryota; Metazoa; Mollusca; Gastropoda; Aplysiida; Aplysiidae. Gene Ontology annotation, biological process: regulation of cell cycle; translesion synthesis.
GGGACUUGGAAAUUCCGUACUAAAUUGCUCCAACUCCAGGCUCCAAUGUUUGUUUGUCAUUGUUUGGCUUAAAUUAUUGAUUAGAUUUACUGUAGAUCUAAAUCUAGGUCGUUACUACACGGACAAGUUAAGUGUCAAUUGCCUGUUGCACACUUUGUGAGAAAGCUGUUCAUACGGUGUGCUUGGAUCCUUACAGUCAAAGGUCGAAACCCAUUCAACUGAUGAGUGAGUAGGCCACCAGAUCUACAACAAUACAACUGACGCUGCAGCUGGGAGUCACUCGAGGUGGAGGCUUUGGCAUCUUUUGAUUUUGAGGCAAAAGAAGAGCUAUAAAGACCGGGAGUUACUUUCUGGUUCAGACUUACUGAGAGAUUUACCAAACUCUGAUCGAAAAUGGUGCGGACAAAGGCUGACUCAGGCUCUGGUGCCUCCUCCAGGAAAGUUGUUGCAGCAUCAGCACCACGGAAAAGCCUCGGGGGCGCUGGGUCAAGCGCAGGCUCUGUUGAUGGCAGUUCUCCUGCUGGCAAAGGCAAAUAUGCUGGUGGCAAUCCUGUGUGCCCAAGACCCACUCCUGAGUGGCAGAAAGGGAUAUCAUCUUUUUUCAAUAGAAAUGCCUCGUCUUCAAAUUCGUCAUCAUCAUCGUCUUCAUCCUCUUCUUCCUCUUCAUCACAAGAGGGUGGCAGCAGCUCAAGUGCAUCGGAUGACUAAGAAUGGAGAGUCCUGGUGGAUGUUGGAACUUCCUGAACAUAUACAAUUCAUGCACUUUUUUUUUUUCUUGGUUUCAUUGAGUUAACUCUUUCACUGCUGAGCCAUAAAUGAUUAUAAAAACCAUGAGGUGCAGCCAUUAGAAAGAACGAAGUAAAUCAUGGUUAUAGACUUUUGUUCUUUGGAAAUGGAGAAAUUCACACGCCAGGUACAACUUAAUUAACCCUGUUUUCCCUUCUACCACUUUCCGUAAUCACCACAGGGGUAAAUUAGUUUUGAUGACAGCUGUUUUGUUCAGCAGUGUAGAGAUUUAAGGAAGGAGUUCUGUGCUGCCCAUGUUUUUGGUUUUUUUAUUUGACCAAAAAAAAUUGUAUGAAAAAUACUUACCUUUGCAUAUAUUUUGUUUUGUUCAUUGUCAGGAUGCUGAAAGAGGAGUCUUUAUAUUUGAGGAUUAGAAUCAAGCUUUUCUUUUUGUACUGAUUUUUUUUUUUCCAUAGAAACAAAACAAGACAAAAGAAUUGAUUUGUCUAGUAUUUGAGGGUUGUGUUGGUGCGGGAGAUCUGAAGAUUCCUUGUUGAAGUUAUGAAUAGGAAAUAGAUCUGAGAUUACGGGGGGAAAUUAGUUUCAAGGUACACCUUUAAUAGUGUUAUUAAAGGGAAAAUUAGUUUCAAGGUGCACCUUUAAUAGUGUUAUUAAAGGGAAAAUUAGUUUCAAGGUGCACCUUUAAUAGUGUUAUAGAAUGAAAUGAGUUCUUGGUUAUAUAAGUUGUAUUGGAAGACUGGGGUGUUGUUUUUUUUAUGUGAAGGCAGCAAUUUAUAAAUUACUUGGCUUUUAUUCAAGUUUGUUUCAAGACAAGCAUGAGUUAAAGUACGCCCGUCGAAAUGUCCGAGACAAUCAGCCAUUGUUGAGGAGAGAAGUGGAUGUCCUGGACAGUGCUGUUAUAAUCCUUUUUUUUUUUUUUUUUUUUUUUUUGCAAGGAAAAGAUGGGAAGUGGCCGUUUCUACAGCUGAAUAUCUUUAUACAUGUGGCCGUUGGAGCAGGUUUGACUGUGGUUGGGUAUGGGACUGGGUGGGUUGAUACAGGAGAAAAUACCUUUGUUGCAUUUAGACUCUCUCUCUCUCUCUCUCUCUCUCUCUCUCUCUCUCUCUCUCUCUCUCUCUCUCUCUCUCUCUCUCUCCUGAAAAAAUGAAAAAGAAGUGUGUUUUUUUUUUUUUUUUAUGCAGCCUCGGAACUGUCUUUGCACGAUUGGCAGUAGUAUGUGGUGUAGAGCGAAACUCCUUCCAAGUCAAAGUGUCCUUUUUCUUGUUCUUGUACGUGCACAUUUUUCCCCCGAAAGUUCUGCUGGCAAAGUGUGACUGUGCUUUGUGUGGAUGGUUUGGGUGUGAUGAGUCUGCAGUUUCUGUGUGAAUGAUCUUUUAUGUUUGUUACUCUCUUGUAGCACCUCUAAUCUUCGGUACUUAUAAGACCUCAUUGUGUUGCAAGUGCCGUAAAACUUACUAAUACAACUCUUUGGAGUAGGACCAAAAGAUGUCGUCAGCUCUGUACAACUCUUAAACGUGUUGUUGAAGUGCAGGCUUGCCAACUGUCCCUGAAAUUUAAGAGACUCCCAAAUUCAGCAAUGUGGAAUAUGAAAGCCUUUUCAUGUAUACACACUACACCACCGAAAUCAGUGCAGUGCUACUAAAUUGUAAUUUUUUUCACUUGCUGUAUAAUGUGAUCUGAUGUUCUACCGUUGUAUUUCCCUGAUUGAGAUUUGGAAAAGUUGGCAAGCCUGGAAAGGGGAAUCAUGGCAGCUCUUUAUCUCAGCAGCAGUUUCUCAACCCACACAUUUUUACAGUUUUGCCUUAUCAAUCUUGUUUCCAUUGUUUUUCUUUUAUAUAAAUAUGGCUAAGUGCACUUACGCAUAUAUAUUUUUGCCUGUUCGGGGCCCUGGUGACAAAUUUCAUGAACCUCCGAGUCUGAUGCAGCAAGCAUUCUCCGUUAUUGUCUUGUUAUAUGACACGAUGCACCAAGACUUAAAAUAGCAUAAUUAUUUUUUUACUACCACCGAAUUUUACCAAACUGCUACCACCGUAUUUUAUCAAAUGUGACCACCAUAAUUUUACCACUCUGUUACCACCGUUGGAAAAUGUAUCUCGCAUACUCUUCAUCUGAACUUGUUCUUCAUUUAAAAAAAAAAAAAUUUUUUUCCAUUUCACAGACCUGUGGCUUUUCAUGAUUCAUUGAGGACAUUCUGAGUUUUUGAUAAAUUGUUCAUUUGAUUUUGACAGUCCAUUCUAUUUUCAGGCUGUUGUAACUGUAGAAAUAUUUGAGUCUGAUGUGUUCAAAUUGUUGGGCCCUUUUCCAUUUCUUUUCCUCUCUGAUCACUUUUUAUGUAUAAUAAUAACAAUAUUAUUGCUUAUCUGUAGCGAUGACUAUAGCAGGUAUUUGUACAGGACUAUGGUUGUUGAAAAUUGUUGUAAUAUUCCGAUAGGUCUGAGUCCAACAACUUGGGGAUACCAUACCAGCAUCACUGGAAUGAUGGUGAGAAUAUUUCUGGCACUUUGUCACUUGUGUCUUGCAAUGGAAUUAGCUUUAAGUUUUUAUCGUAUGGUGAGCCAGUUGAGGUAGCACAUCGUAUUGCUCGGUUGUUUACGGACAUACGGAAAAUCUACAAAACCCCAGCAGAUUCAUCUCAUGUAUAAAUAGUCAAACUGUUGUGUUUAUUGCAAGCGUUGAUCAUUUCUUCUCGGUUUGGUGUUUAUUUGUACAAAUUUAUAUAGGUGUGUUAAUUAGGAGUAGAGUUACGGGGAAGUUUAUGAUGCUGGAAGAAAAAAAUUGGCCGCAUAAACGAAAAAUAGUGAGUUAACAGAAAGUUCUUGGGGAUUUUCUUUGUUGAAAGCAAAGGUCCAUCGUUUCAUCAUGAUUCUCUCUUUCUCUUUUUUUUUGGUCGGGCCCUGUUUGUAUGAAAUGCCAAGAACAUUGACCGUGCCUUGUAUGUAAACAUCUUCAUACAUCAUACGUGCAUACCGAUAUAUCGUUGGCAAGCUGUUUAAAAUUAAAUACUAUAAGCCCAGAAAGAAAGAAAAAAUGCUACACGUUGUAUCUGCCCUUGCGCAUCCAAUACCAUAGAUGAAAAUAAGUGCAUUUUUAUUUUUUUAAUGUCAUAAUUCUUUGCUUACUUUUUGAACUGUUGACCACUGAAUAUGUCGCCUUCUUCAUCCCGCCAUGAGUAUUUUAUAAGUGGAAAAAUAUUGUCAGUGGCCUUUACUUAAGACUAAUUGAGACUAUUAUAAUAAUGAUAAUACAUUUUACAAAUAAUUCUGUUAAUUAAAGUUGCAUAAACAAACGUCUCAUGUCAUAAUGACAAAUCAUGGGUUGUUGCUGUACUUGAUUUGUAUGCCAGUGUUUGAUGAAUUUUUAUCUAUAUAUAUAAAUGUUUGCAGCUCAAUAAAGUGUUCUUGUUUCUUAAGUAAA